GGAGCAGUUUUCUCUCCGGUCCGCGAGGGGAGCCUUCUUGCCUUUUUUUCUCUCCCAGCGACAUCCUUUGCCUCGCCUGGGAAGGAGCCGGAGCCUGGGUACCACCGAUUAGAUCCUCAGGCAGGGAUGUGCUGACCUCGGGAAGUGGAGCGCGGGGCGCCUCCUGGCCAACUCUUGGGGCGCUUUGCUUCCAUCCCUCCGGUUGUUUUUUUUCCCUUUCUUCUUCCGAUCUCUCCUUUUUCGCUCCGAAAAUCCAACAGUUGUAAAAGACUAACUGUUGAUCGCUCCAGCAAGGCGAGGCGCGGAGCAAAUAAACCGCAAGGGUUGUGGACGCUGAACAUAUUUUGGCCAUGGACGUAUUCAUGAAAGGAUUUAAUAAAGCUAAGGAAGGAAUGGUAGCAGCAGCAGAGAAAACCAAACAAGGUGUGGCGGAAGCAGCUGGGAAAACAAAAGAAGGAGUCCUCUAUAUGGGAUCAAAGACCAAAGAGGGCGUGGUUCACGGUGUCACAACAG
This is a messenger RNA of Thamnophis sirtalis, 513 nucleotides long. The record is from RefSeq and is a predicted model, not a curated record. Lineage: Eukaryota; Metazoa; Chordata; Lepidosauria; Squamata; Natricidae.